CCGAUAUUCUCAAAGCAAUACUGUAAAGCCCAUACAUUCACAACACUUCACAACCAUCACCGUUUAUCGCUCCCACUCCUCCCAGUCACAGAGCUAGCCGCCGCCGCAGCCGCCUCCGCCAUCAGCCAUGGAUCCCAACCCUGGAAGCUUCCCUCUCCUCUCCUCCUUCAUGUCCCGUCUCCCUCCUCUCGCUCCCACCACCUCUUCCAAUUCUGAGCUCUACGACAUCGAACAGCCCCGCUUCCCUCCACCCUCCGAUCCUUCUUCCUCAUCCUCUUCCAGUAUCAAAAAUCCUGAACUUGUUGCUCAGAUGCCCCGAAUCACUGACCCAAAACUGUUGGCUUCCAUUGCCCGCACCAUCUACGACGUCGCUCAGACCCGAUCCAUGAUCAGAGUCCUUGGCGACCGACCUGACCACGAAUCAGUCGACAAUGCCAAGGCUAAACUCGCCGAUUUGGAUGCCCAUUUGUCCAGGCAGCUAGAGGAGAUCGUGCUAUCUCCUAAGCCUCCUCAUCUCGACACCCAUCAAUGGCGGAGUCAGCAGGCCGAGAAAGAGAAGGAGUGCAGGAAAUUAGCGGAGGAUGAGAAGCGAGUGUACAAAGCAGUGAUACAAUUGGACGAAAUGCACGAUGCGUAUGAGAAAUUGCUCAAGGAUGCAGAGAAAAGAUUGGAGUCGAUUUACAAUUCCGCCGACGGGGUACCAGAUCCCGAGGAAGACAAGGCGGAGACGGAGGAGGUCAACGAAGAGGUUGUCGGGAUUCUGCAAAAGACCUAUGGACAAGGGAUAGAGCGAAUUGAUCUUUCGAAUCGCGGCCUGAGGCUUCUUCCCGAGGCCUUUUGGCGGAUUUCUGGGUUGGUGGUGCUUGAUGUUUCAAACAAUCAGCUGACGGCGAUUCCUGACGCGGUAGCUGGAUUGCAAAAUCUUGAGGAGCUUAACGUAUCUACAAAUCAUUUGGAAACACUUCCUGAUUCAAUUGGCUUGCUGCAAAAGUUGAAAAUCCUGAAUGUCUCGGGAAACAAACUGAGCGCCUUUCCUGACUCCAUCUCUCAGUGCAGGUCAUUGGUGGAGUUGGAUGCUAGCUUCAACAGUCUCAGGUAUUUGCCUACAAAUAUUGGAUAUGAAUUACAGAACUUGCGGAAGCUGUUGAUUCAUUUGAACAAACUUCGGUCGCUUCCCUCAUCUGUUUGUGAGAUGAGAUCCUUGCGCUAUCUAGAUGCGCAUUUCAAUGAGCUGAAUGGACUUCCGAGUGCAUUUGGAAGAUUGACUAAUCUUGAGGUUCUGGACCUGAGCAGUAAUUUCGCCGACCUUCAAGAACUCCCUGCGACAUUUUCUGACCUGAUCAACCUCAAGGAGUUGGAUCUUAGCAACAAUCAGAUCAGUGCACUUCCUGAUACAUUUGGUCGCCUGGAGAAUUUGACGAAGCUCAACUUGGAGCAGAACCCUCUGGAAGUGCCGCCAAAAGAGGUGGUAAGGCUAGGAGCUCAAACCGUGAGAAAUUAUAUGACAACGAGGUUGGUGAACAUAUUAAACGAGGAAGAAAGGGACAGGAUUGCGAUGCAAGAACAAUCCCAGAUGGGGUGGUUAACGCGAAGCACCUCCUGGUUGAAGAGCGUCUCCGAGAACGUUGCAGAAUAUGUCAUGUCUCCUAAAACUCCCAAACAGGCUUAUCUUAAUGAGCAGCUAUAAUGCGAUGGUCCAAUAAGCCGGUCUCGUCCUACCGAUUCCUGUCUGGCUAACAGAUGAUUUUUUUUUUUUUUUUUUUUUGGGUCUUAAAUUAUCGGAUGCUCAAAUUCAGCUGUAUUUUUCAAGUGGAAGUGCCGGAUCAGUAAUCUUGGUAGUUUCACAACGUUAAUUUGAUUUAUACUU
This is a messenger RNA of Prosopis cineraria, 1867 nucleotides long. RefSeq names its product plant intracellular Ras-group-related LRR protein 1-like. Gene Ontology annotation, molecular function: protein binding. The transcript is spliced from 3 exons. The record is from RefSeq and is a predicted model, not a curated record. Bases 128 to 1687 code for a protein of 519 amino acids. NCBI's taxonomy places the organism in Eukaryota, Viridiplantae, Streptophyta, Magnoliopsida, Fabales, Fabaceae.